Betta splendens (Siamese fighting fish) is the source of this 5085-nucleotide messenger RNA. It is a transcript of the gene dctn1b, whose product is annotated as dynactin 1b. The transcript has 32 exons. Gene Ontology annotation, cellular component: microtubule associated complex; spindle pole; kinetochore. NCBI's taxonomy places the organism in Eukaryota, Metazoa, Chordata, Actinopteri, Anabantiformes, Osphronemidae. Gene Ontology annotation, biological process: nuclear migration; establishment of mitotic spindle orientation. The record is from RefSeq and is a predicted model, not a curated record. Bases 431 to 4267 code for a protein of 1278 amino acids.
AAAAUAAGCCCGUUGAGACGCGUGUUGAGCGAAAGCGAGCUGCUAACGGCUGCUAAGCUAAGCUAAGCUAAGCUAACAGCUGGUCAGGGAGUGUCCCGCUGCGCGACGGCACCAAACCUCAGCCAGGUUUAAUCUCCAGCUGCUGAAACGGGCUUUGGACGUUGUGACAGACGUCUAAGGAGCUGCUGCGGUUCUGGAGUCUCUGGGUCCGGACACCCAGCGAUGGUGGGACGGGCAGAACCACGGCUCGUUUGAAUGAAUUAGUGGAAAACCUGCGAAUUCUUCACGCGGUUUGGUUGAAACUGUGAAAGCGGCCGCGCACGCGCUGGGUUCCGUCCGCACAUGAUGAUGGAUAAAUAGAAUAAAAGGAGUGAUCGGUGGAUGUGGACGCAGCAGGCGGCACCAGACCACCAGCAGCGGCAGCAGCAGGAUGAGCUCGGACGGCGGCGGGCGGCCCGUCAGGGUGGGCUCCCUGGUGGAGGUGAUCGGCAAGGGGCAGCGCGGCACCGUGGCCUACAUCGGCACCACGCUGUUCGCCUCCGGGAAGUGGGUGGGCGUGAUCCUGGACGAGGCCAAGGGCAAGAACGACGGCACCGUGCAGGGCAAGCGCUACUUCACCUGCGACGACGGUCAUGGGAUCUUUGUGAGGCAGUCGCAGAUCCAGCUCGUUGACGAUGGAGCCGACACCACGUCUCCUGAGACACCUGAGCCCGGCACCGGCAGGAUUCCCAAACGAGAGAUCCUGGAGACGCCUCGGUCCAGUAAACUGCGAGGACUGAAGCCUAAAAAGGUGGUGCAUGUUUCUCUAACCUCGACUCCUGCGCCCCGGAAGACCACGGCCAGAAGGCCCAAGAGUAAUUCCACCUCUCCUGACUUCCUUCAGCAGCCCAGUCGCCCCGCAGGCGCCGGAGGGAAGGGGGCCGCGUCCGGCUCGGCCUCGGCCUCGGCCGGAGAGAUGAGCAGCAGCGAGCCCAGCACCCCGGCCCAGACGCCGCUGGCCGCGCCGGUCAUCCCCACCCUCCACUCCCCCGGGAACCCGCCCGCCCCCACCCCCGCCCCCAGCAAGGAGGACGUCGCUAUGGAAACGCAGGAAGAGGAAGCUCUCCGUGCUCAGGUGAAGGACUUAGAGGAGAAGCUGGAGACGAUAAAGAUGAAGCGAACUGAGGACAAGGCCAAAGUGAAAGAGAUGGAAAAGCACAAGAUCCAGCUAGAGCAGCUUCAGGAGUGGAGAACCAAGAUGCAGGAGCAGCAGGCGGAGCUGCAGAAACAACUCAAAGAGGCAAAAAGGGAGGCCAAAGAAGCGCAGGAGGCCAAGGAGCGGUACAUGGAGGAGAUGUCAGAUACCGCAGACGCCAUCGAGAUGGCCACGCUGGAUAAGGAGAUGGCCGAGGAGAGGGCCGAGUCCCUGCAGCUGGAGGUCGACUCCCUGAAGGAGAAAGUGGACGAGCUCACCAUGGACCUGGAGAUCCUCAAGCACGAGAUCGAGGAGAAAGGUUCUGAUGGAGCCGCCUCCAGUUACCAUGUCAAACAGCUGGAGGAGCAGAACUCCAGACUGAAGGAAGCGCUGGUCAGGAUGCGUGAUCUGUCGGCGUCGGAGAAGCAGGAACACGUGAAGUUGCAGAAGCAGAUGGAGAAGAAGAACGUGGAGCUGGAUUCUCUGAGGAGCCAGAAAGAAAAACUGCAGGAAGAGAUGACGGCGGGAGAGAAAACCAUCGACGAGCUGAAGGAGCAGGUGGAUGCAGCUCUCGGUGCAGAGGAGAUGGUGGAGACUCUGACAGAAAGAAACCUGGACCUGGAAGAGAAAGUCAGAGAGCUGAGAGAGACGGUCACUGACCUGGAAGCCAUCAACGAGAUGAACGAUGAGCUGCAGGAAAACGCGAGAGAGACGGAGCUGGAGCUGAGAGAGAUGCUGGAUCUGGGAGCAGCGAGAGUCCGAGAGGCCGAGAAACGAGUGGAAGCGGCUCAGGAGACGGUGGCAGAUUAUCAGCAGACCAUCAAGAAGUACCGCGAGCUCACAGCUCACCUGCAGGAGGUGAACAGGGAGCUGACCAGUCAGCAGGAGGCUUCAGCAGAGCUGCAGCAGCAGCCGCCGGCAGAGAUGUUCGACUUCAAGAUCAAGUUCGCAGAGACGAAGGCCUACGCCAAGGCCAUCGAGAUGGAGCUGAGGAAGAUGGAGGUGGGACAGGCCAACAGGCACGUGUCUCUGCUGACCUCCUUCAUGCCCGAGUCCUUCCUGCGUCACGGCGGAGACCACGACUGCAUCCUGGUGCUGCUGCUCAUCCCUCGACUCAUCUGCAAGGCCGAGCUGAUCAGCAAACAGGCCCAGGAGAAGUUUGAGCUGAACGAGACGUGUGUGGAGCGGGUGGGUCUGAGGGGGGCGGUGGGGGAGCAGCUGAGCUUCGCUGGAGGUCUGGUCUAUUCGCUGAGCCUGCUGCAGGCCACGCUGCACAAAUACGAGCAAGCUCUGGCCCAGUGCAGCGUGGACGUCUACAAGAAGGUGGGCGCUCUGUACCCGGAGAUGAGCGUCCACGAACGCUCGCUGGACUUCCUCAUCGACCUGCUGCACAAAGACCAACUGGACGAGACCGUCAACGUGGAGCCGCUCACCAAGGCCAUUAAAUACUAUCAGCACCUGUACAGCAUCCACCUGGCCGAUCAGAGCGAGGACUGCACCAUGCAGCUGGCUGAUCACAUCAGAUUUACCCAGAGUGCCUUGGACUGCAUGUCGGUGGAGGUGGGCCGCCUGCGCUCCUUCCUGCACGCUGGCCAAGAGAAGGCCGACCUGGCCGUGCUGCUCAAGGACCUGGAGACGUCCUGCAGCGACAUCCGGCAGUUCUGCAAGAAGAUUCGUCGCAGGAUGCCGGGAACAGACGCACCCGGAAUCCCCGCUGCACUGACCUUCGGCCAACCGGUGUCAGACACGCUCUCAGACUGCAGGAAACACUUGACCUGGGUGGUGGCGGUGCUGCAGGAAGUAGCCGCGGCCGGAGCUCAGAUGAUGUCACCGCUGGGUGAACAGGAGGGGCUGUCGGCCGCCAAACUGGAGGACGUGGCGUUCAAGACAGGGGAGCAGAUCUACGGCUCGCAGGGGGCCAACCCCUACGAGUGUCUGCGACAGUCAUGUGGCAUCGUCAUAGCAACUAUGAACAAGAUGGCCACCGCCAUGCAGGAGGGAGAAUACGACGCUGAGAGACCUCAGAACAAGAACCCCCCACCUGUGGAAGUACGAGCGGCAGCACUCAGAGCUGAAAUCACAGAUGCAGAGGGUCUCGGCUUGAAGCUGGAGGACAGAGAGACCGUCAUCAAAGAGCUGAAGAAGUCUCUGAAGAUCAAGGGAGAGGAGCUGAGUGAAGCCAACGUCCGUCUGAGUCUGCUGGAGAAGAAACUCGACAGUUCCUCCAAAGAUGCUGAUGAACGAGUGGAGAAGAUCCAGACCCGGUUGGACGAGGCCCAGACUCUGCUGAAGAAGAAGGAGAAGGAGUUUGAGGAGACCAUGGACGCUCUGCAGGCCGACAUCGACCAGCUGGAGUCAGAGAAGCUCGAGCUCAAACAGAGACUCAACAGUCAAACGAAGAUGGACGGUCUGAGGGGAACCGGCCCAUCAGGAAUCGCUUCCAUUGUCACAGGGACGGCUGGAGAAGAACAAAAAGCGAGCAUGAUGUCUGGCGUCGGUGCAGGUUCCGGGGUCCAGGUGAUCGACUCUCCUCUGCUGACUCAGCAGAUUGAAGCUCAGAGAGUCUGCAUCAAACAGCUGAAGAACGAGAACAACAGGCUGAAGGCAGAGAAGAUGCGCGUCCAGCUCGCCUCUCUGCCUCCUCUCCACGUGCCCAAACUUCCCUGCAGAGACGGAGGCCGUCCUGAGGUGCUCUCCAGCGCCCUCUACCGCAAGACGGACCAGCUGCUGGAGACGCUGCUGCAGAUGAGCGCCAAUGUGAAGGUGGUGGACAUUACCGGCAAAUCUCCAGUGACACCUGGUGCCCAACUCCUGGAACAAACGGCCAGACUGCAGUCCCUCAACAGCACCCUGGACCGACUGAAGGACGAGGUAGCAGAACACGUGGUCAACCAGCAGCCUGGAGCUCGGGUCUCGUCUGACUUUGCCACGUUCCCCUCGACCUCGUUUGUAAAGGUCACAGAGGAGAAGCAGGGAGACACGGUGCUGGUGGGUCGGGUCAUGGUUCCGUGUCCUCGCGGUCAGGAGCAGCUCCACCGUCUGGUUCUGUCGCACUCUCAGCUGCAGCGCGUUCACAGUCUGCUGCGGAUCUAAAGUCCACCUGCUACAGCAACGCUACUCGCUGUCGUCUGCUCGGCUUCACUCCAGGACUGAGCGCGUUAAACCAGGAGCUGCUGCUGGUUCCCUACAGCCUGAACACACUGAGGACGGAUCUUUGGUCCUGAGCUGGAACCUGCACAGCGUGGCCCAUACCACGCUGCAACGCUGAGAAUCAUGACUGUGUAAUUUAACUUGUCACUGUUAUAACUCAUUUGUUUAAAGGGAAGAGGAUUUAGAAAAUAUUUAAAAGUCAUUUAUUUGAAGUAGUGGCUGUUUUACUGUGGUUUGAUCAAAGACUAUUUGCACAUUUAACAAGUUGUGAGAACAGAACAAGGUGAGACUCAUCUGAAGCAUGUUCUGUGAAACGCUACUGAAGUUACUUAGUAUUUAUUUAAAACAGCGUAAUGGCACCUUGGUCUGAUGACGUAUGGUUUAAAUUAUUGGUAUUUAUUCCUGUAUAACUUCACAUGCCUGUAUAAACCGUUGCUGGUGAAUGGACUGUCAGCUGUUCUGAUCCUGUUGCUGUGUCCAGUUUGUCCGAGUCUUAAAGCUGCGACGCAUCACCUGCCUUACGUUCCAUUUGUUUAAAGCAAAACAACAUCUUUGCCAAAGAAUCUUUGUUUCUCACGUCUGCCAUUUGGUUCAUUAACCCGAUUAUUUUACUGUUUGCACGGCUGUAACUUGAUUUUAAAUGGAAUAACAUCUAACAUUUGUUAGUGAGCUGCUGAUGUCCUGAAUCUGCAGCUUGUUCGUCCCGUGGCUUCCUGCUCUUGCACAACCAAUAACUGAUCAAUAAAGAGGUUAAAGCCAGA